This is a messenger RNA of Protopolystoma xenopodis, 330 nucleotides long. Lineage: Eukaryota; Metazoa; Platyhelminthes; Monogenea; Polystomatidea; Polystomatidae. The record is from the annotation of a GenBank genome assembly.
AUGUGGGGAGAAUAUCAGAAAACGGAAGAUCAGGGAGGCUUGGACAUCCUCUUUCAGACAAACCUGAUGAACAGGAGAUUAGAAGUGAGAAAAGUCAGCGAUAAUUUCGCGUACUGCUUGGACAGACUUGGAGAUCCAGCGAGGACAGCAAGACGAAGGCGCUUGGACCCAGGAAAACUGUUCGACAACAAAAAGAGACAUCACCAAGAAACGGCUCAUGAGGAACAAAGAGAAAUCAAAAAAGGCGAUCGCAAUGAGAGGAGUCGAACCUGGAAUGAGUCUGAAGUUACCGGUGUGGGUCCAUAUAUAGGAUAUGAAAUUAAAGGCUAG